This is a messenger RNA of Lactuca saligna, 330 nucleotides long. The record is from the annotation of a GenBank genome assembly. NCBI's taxonomy places the organism in Eukaryota, Viridiplantae, Streptophyta, Magnoliopsida, Asterales, Asteraceae.
AUGAAGUUGCUUGCAGUCCAAUUGGGCGCACGCAUGGCCGGUGACCUUGUAUAUGCCACUGAUCAAACUUCUACCCUUAUUCUUGCUGCCACUAAUCGAGUUUUCCGCUUUGGCAUAAAUGAAGCGUGGUUCAAAACUUUGCAAGAUGUUGUUGUUAACUUAAGGGAGGAAAUCCGUGAUUCAGAGGCAGAACGUCGAAUACUAUCCGGGAAAAAUUGUAUUGUGGCCUGCAUGAAGGCCACUUUGGAAGAUCAUGGGCAAAAUUGCAUUAUGGCUUGUAAGAAAGCCACUUUGGAAGAUCAUGUGGCCAUUCUGGAAGACCAAGCAUAG